AUGGCGCUCGGCGGCCGCGUUGCCGUGCCCCGCAGCUACGUGCGGGCGGUGGGACGCGGGCUGCGGAGCGUGCUGCGGCGACAGCCCGGCACACCCGCACUGCACGGUCAGCGCUGCAUGCUAGACGAGGCCCUGCAUCACGCAGCGGCGUUUCAGGAGCGCGCGGCGAGGCGCUGGGCGGCGGCCGCGUUGGGCCCGGCCCAACCUUACUGGCGUCGUCGGCCUCGCCCGGGAGAGGCGGAGGCCGCAGGUGCUGCUGCUCCGCUAACGCUGCAGCAUCUCGCCGGCGUUGAAGCGGUGCCGCCUGACGGCCACGAGGCGGAGGAGGAGGACACGCUGACAUUCGCUGAGAGGCAGCAGGCAAGGCUGCAUGCCGCGCUCCAGCAGUGGGUCUUCUACGCCAGCUUCCGCUGCAACAGAGCCGAGUUUGUCGCGCGGCAAUCGAAGGUGGCGAAGAUACUCCUGCUCGCGCCCUUGCGGGUGACUCCCUCCAGCCACAGCAGCCCUGCGGGAGCGGAGCGCCUGGAGGCCUCCGUGCGGCGCCGUGGUGCACGGGCGUACGUCGACUUACUGGUGCACCAUAAGCUGGCCAUGCAGCGGGAAGGGGAGUGGGCAGCGUUGUGCGAGACGUGCGCCCGUGCACGGGGGGAGCCGCAAGAAAGUUCCGUGGACGCGAGUCAGGCGUCCCGUGUGAUGGCGCUGCCGUUGCUUCAAUCGUCCAGCCCCGACGCGUCGUGGGAGCGAAGCCUCGCGGUGCUUUCCUGGGCGAUGCAAUUCCGCAGCCAUCGCCGGCCGUCCGAGCCGCAGCAGCCGCGCCACAUUUCUUCGGUCGACAUCGCGGCGGUUCUACAGCAGUACGCGCAGCACUUUGGCGAGCGGUUGCCGGGGCUCACGCCCACCGACGACGUCCAGGCCCCACUGGUGCUGGGCGGUGCGGCCGAGCACGCCGUCGUGACGCGGCUGCAGCGGUGGUGGGUGGCGGCGCGUGAGGCGGAACAGCGCGACCCGAAGCUUGCCGAGCUCUGCGGGCUGGAUCGCACGGUGCAGGACCGCAUUCAGGUGGAAGGGCGAAAGGUGACGUUGGCGACGGCCAGCGAGGCAGACGCCGGGGCUGACGCCGCGUUCGCGGAGCUGCUUCUGCAAGGGCGCUGGGAAGACGUCCUGCGCCACGUUGAGCGCGUCGCCGCCGCCGCGCUGCGGCGUCGUGAGGCCGCGGCUGAACGGCAGAAGGAGCAGGCGGGGGAGGAGGACGGGGAUGCAGAUGCAGAUGCCGCGGUGCGCGGGGACGUGGCUGGCGCCCCCGGCGAGGCGCAGGAGGGGCGUCGCUGCACCAGCGGGGACACCGCCGUGUCCGACGUUCUGGCGACGUUCUUCAACCGACCGCGUCCCCUCGUCGUGAAGGGGAAGUUGUGGGUGCACAGCACCGCGGCACGUCUCGGACGCGCCCCGCAUGCGCUGCUCACCGCAGCCGAGACGCCGGCCGAGGCGGAGCUGCUGCGUCGGCCGCCCACCGCAGGGCUCCACGCGCGUCGUGGCCUCCCCAAGGCGCGUGGGAAGGUCCAAGGUAAAGGAGGCACCGACAACCCCCCCGCUGCCGCGCUGGUAGAGCUGCGCCGCAAGAUGUGGAUCCACUCUCAGCUUCCACGGCAUGUGCCACACUCAAUCGUGCGGUUUGAGGGCGCCGGUGCGGCCAUGCUGCCGUACGUCUGGCGCGCCCCCGCGAAGGAGCUUGCCGCGUGGCUCCUGCUCAGCACCAUUGCCGCCGCUGCAGAAGGGCAGCAGCUGGGCGGCGUAGAGGAUGUGCUGCAUCGGGUCCGCAUGCAGACGCUUUACACACUCUUCUCCCCUGUCCCGUACUACGCGGCGUUUCAGGAAUAUACCUCAGGCCUGCUCAUUCAGCUGGGCAAUCUUUUGGCGCCGCCGGCUGUGAUGCGUGUGGCGGUGCGCGCGCUUUUGCGUCCACCGUCGCUCCGACACUUCUACGACGUACGGAAGCGGCGACGGAUUCCAGUCGAGGUUGCUUGUCGUCGCCUGUGGUGGGGGUCGCUGGAGGAGGCAGUGGACGCGGAGGACGGGGCGGUGACAGGCUCCGCCCUUUCGCAGUCUGCCGCCCGCACACUGGGGCAGCUGCGGCGCGACCCUGACGCACUGAAGGAGUUCGUCGUGUGUAAGGCCGCCAGUCUGCGCAACUAUCACGUCUCCACAUGGAUUGAGAGCUGCAGUAAGGUGGAGACACUGGCGGGGCUGCUGGACCUCCUCGUGCGGGAGACGAACAUGUACGGGCCGCCGGUUCUCGCCCCUGAGGCGGCGGCCGCGCUGCUCACGGCGGUGCUCCUCCUCCUCCUUCGCCCCCACCUCCCGUGCGACUCCGCAGCUGGCGAAGAGGAACAGACCGUCGCCGCCGCCACAGACGCGCUGCGGACGCUUGGCGUUGUGUACUUCGCGGUGCCUGCCGAGCGGGCCCAUGGUGCGGCGCCGUACUUCAAGGGCGUCUACCACGAGCGCUACAUCGCCGCAACCCCCCUGGAUUGGGCGGCGGCGGCGGGGUGGAGCGGGGCGGAGGCGCUGCUGGUGGGCCGCUCGAUUCGCCGCACAACGAAGUACCCCACGACGACCACAGAGACGUUUUUUCGCGUCGCGCGACCGCAGCGGGGGCCCUACCGCGGCGCGCACUGCCCGACGGUCUCGUGCCGCGUGCCGGAGCUGCGACUGCGCCUCAUGACCGUCGACCUCCUCGCGGCAGCGGGGUACUUCGCGGAGCAACGGCAGAAGCAGAGCGCGGAGGUGGCGGCGGCGCCCGACGCCCAGCCCGGCAUUGUCGCGCGCCACCUGCCGUUUGGCGUGGUGGCGGUGCAGAAGCCGGCCGGGAUGAGCACGACGCUGCACGCGGCAUACCCGCACCUCGUCAAUUUUCUCGCCCGGUGCGUGCCGUGGAGGGGCGGCGACGUCCCCGUGCUCUUCCAGCACGGCCUUGUCAACCGCAUCGACGUCGGCACGAGCGGGCUGGUGCUGGUCACCGAGACGGAGCCGUCGCUGGUGGCGACGCGGCGCGCAAGCGUCGUGGACCGGCGCGUGGAGAAGACAUACCGGGCCCUUGUGCUGCACUGCCCCCCGCCGGCGUCGCGGCUGGGACGCGAGGAGUUUUGGUACCUCAACCCCAGCGGCGUCAUCACAGGAGACGUCUUCGCCAACGGCGCCGACUACGCCCUGCAGCUCGCGGCCCAGGAUGGCCAGCGAGGGCGAGGACUGCCGCCGGCGUCCAUGGACCGGCGUCCGGCGACAACGGUGUACCGUGUGCUGCGCUACUACCCCGCCAGUGGGGUGUAUGACGUGGAGGUGCGGCUGCGCAGCGGACGCCGGCAUCAGAUUCGGCAGCACUUUGCCCAGCUUUGCCAUCCGCUGCUUGGCGAUGCUCGCUAUCACGCGCGGGCGAAGGCGCUGGGGGAGCAGAUGGGGCUGCAUCGCCUCGCGCUGCACGCGUCCCGAAUUACGCUCCUGCCGCCUCCAGCAGCUGCUGCACGGCAGGCGCUCGUCGACGCGGCACAUGCCUGGGAUGCGAACUCGGAGAAGACGGUCGUAGAGUGCCCGCUGCCGGACGACAUGCGGCGCGCGCUGCGUUGGCUGCAGGAGCGGGAGGAGAAGCGAGGAGGCGGGGGGGGCUCCAUGUAG
Molecule: messenger RNA, 3669 nt
Organism: Trypanosoma conorhini
Lineage: Eukaryota; Euglenozoa; Kinetoplastea; Trypanosomatida; Trypanosomatidae
Product: putative RNA pseudouridylate synthase
Exons: 1
Coding region: 1-3669 (1222 amino acids)
Biological process (GO): pseudouridine synthesis
Molecular function (GO): pseudouridine synthase activity; RNA binding
Source: RefSeq, a predicted model, not a curated record